Messenger RNA from Lineus longissimus, 3735 nucleotides. Its product is annotated as fibrous sheath CABYR-binding protein-like. NCBI's taxonomy places the organism in Eukaryota, Metazoa, Nemertea, Pilidiophora, Heteronemertea, Lineidae. The coding region runs from base 141 to 1652 and encodes 503 amino acids. The transcript is spliced from 4 exons. The record is from RefSeq and is a predicted model, not a curated record.
CACAUUCUCGAUGCGAGAACACCUGAACGUGGGGGCGCUGUCGCCAUAGCAACUAGUGGAUCCGUCACGUCACCGAGUAAAGGUCUUGGUUCCUUUGCCAUAUCGACAGUGGCAGGGAGAUAGUGCUUACUAUAGAAGGAAUGAUGGUGUUCAGGGCACUAUUAGCGUUGACCCUGGUCCUCUGCCUCACACAGGCCUUACCAUUAAAAAAGGCCAAUGAUCUUAGUAAGGAAAUAGCAGACGUAGCCAAGGACAAUACACAAAAACGAUUAGUGAAACGCUCAGAAGAAACUGUGAUAGUAGGCAACCAUCAAAAUGCUCCACGCCCUGCUCUCGAGCUAAAAAAUCGCGAUGAAAACGGCAAAAUUGAGGUCAAGGAAAACGAGGUCGACAAAACAGAAAUAGCAAAAUCCGAUGUAGCCGAUGAUACGCCGCCUGAUGAUGAGGUCAUGGAGAAGGUGGUUAUGGACCUCGCGAAGGUUGCCGAGGCGGUGCCCGAGACAGACAACAACAGUGACCUUGAAGAAAAGGUGAAGGUCGAUGAGGACGAGAAGGUUUUGGAUGAGGUACCUAACAAUGACGAGGUUGCCGAGGAGAAAGAAGUAGAGGAGGAUGCGGUGUUUCAGCCCCAGGAGAUCUUCAAUUUGGGAGCUCGGGAGAAGGAGAUCAAUGACGUCAACUCUUCUGAGCUACCUGACCAGGAGAGCGAGGUCACGGAAUCGUCCGAAGAAGUCCCACCAGAGGAGCUGAUGUCUGGCAACAUGGAGAUGGCACAGGAGCAACCUGCGGCUGACGAAUAUCAAUAUGAUGAGUAUAAUGCGCUCUAUUCCGACCCCUACCAAUGGCUCGACCGUAAGAAACGCAAUGUCAACAGACAGAAGCGGGAGGCAGCACUCCAGGGCUCCGAGGCUGGUAUGUCCAUGGUCGCCAACGAGGACGACACGAAAUCUCGGUCCAAGAGGGACACAGAAUACCCACUAUCACUUAACGAUCUAUACAACCUGUACUACAAGUACAAGGAAAUGGAGGACGAGAAACAACAGGAAGAAGAACUGGAACCAGUGUAUGAGCUUCCCGAAUAUGAGGAAAAUUACGCGGCCAACCCGGAAUAUGACAAUUAUGGGGUGGAAGAAGAGUUGGCGCCACCUUCGGAAGAGUGGGAACCGGCGGCUGUGAAUGAUGAUAUUCAACAGGAGCUUGAGCUGGAAGCCAUGAUGGAACCUGCGAUGGAGGAGGAGGCUCCCUACUACCUGGCUGAUGAUGAAACCCCCGAGGAAGAGUUGGAGAAAGAAAUGGAGGAAGAAUUGGAGGAACAGAUGGAGGCACAACAACUCCCUGCAUAUGACGUACCAUCGGAGCCUUAUUACUACCCAAUGGAAUACAACCCAAUCGCUCCACAACCCGACAAACGUAAUCAAGAAAUGCUGAGUAUGUUGCCCGGAAUAAAGCGAGCUGAUGAUUUUUACCCAUCUUAUACUGAAGAUCGGGAGCCUUGGCAAGCACUUAUUCCCCCUGCAGCAGAGAAGAGGGGAGUCAUGGAGGAGUACGCUAGACUUUACAGACUUGCCCGAGCAUUGAAGCGUUCCCGCGAAGAUUCGGUGGAGGAACGCUGGGAAAGUCUUCUUGGAGACUUGGAUGAGAAAAAGAAGUAAGCUAGUGCGGGAAGGAGGAGCAUCGCACUAAGUUUUGUUACAGAUAACCUUAAGCAACUGCCAAUGACGGAGGAAUACGCAUACAUACGGUUAUUUCAUGGGCAAACUGUGCUUCGCCGGAGAGAAAGUGUCAAGUGCCACCUCUCUUACUUCACUAGGUUGAAUGGGACUGGACACUGGAUUUAUAGAAGUAUUGGAACCUAAUUUGCUUCACCCAGUUGUAACUAUGAGGCGUCAAGUUCUUUUCCAUUCCCUUUCAUCAUUCGAAUUCUAAAGCACUUGAUCGUGCAGACGCGAAAAGUUCUCAGCACAUGGAUGUUGCGACUUGUUUUUCCACUGUUGAUACAAGAUGGCAAGCCAUUUGUCAUUCAGAAGAUUGGAAUACGUUUUCGUGUGCAAUGUGUAAUGGUCAUGGAAUACAGUCAUGUCAAUCCAUUGAUAGAGUGGAUGCUCCCAAUGCUGAUGCUUUGCCUUUAAGUGAAAUAACAAUACAGAGUAAUGUUGUGUUCAUGGAUGUAGAAAGAAAAAAUGUGCUUUUUGUUCCCAAUCACCGGAAUAAUAUGUGACCUUUGUUGAUAUAUUUCGUUACUGUCUCGGACGUACACCCUAGUGUGUUGUAUAAAACAACAAAAGUGUGAAAUCUGUAUAAGCAGCAGUCACGAGCGGGGUCCAGUUACUGCUUCAAAUGACGAGCAAUUACAUGUAACUGACCUUCUAGCUUGUUGUGUUGUCAUAGUGUCCCAAGCUGGGACGGUAGUAGCAGCUCAAAGUUGCCUAAACCCAGAUUGCCGGUGUAAUACGAGCUAUUUAUAGGCCAGUUAAUCUUAGUCAAUCUAUUGUCAUCAUUUACCACUUUAUAGUGUUUUUUGGUGAAAUGGAGAUCCUCCGUGAGAUGUGUUUAUUAGCAGUGAUGAGUUAUCAUGCCACCUGUCGUUAAAAAAAGAGGAAUACUACUACUGAGGUUGACUGGCAGUCAUGUAACUCUUUAAUGCUAAAGGUCACUUCAGGUGGUUUUAACUGACGAGGAUGUUGAAAUGCCUUCCUCAUCCUUUUGUUAAUUACUGGUUGCGGUUGACAUUCGAAAACUUCUGGUUGGUGAAAUAUAUACAGUACAUCUACAGUGCAUCUAAAGUAUUGCAGGCUGUCAUCCACCUCGAAAAGGGCAAGUUCGUAAAAGAAAAAGGAUUCAAAAAUUUCCAUUUCAGGUAUAAAUGCUGCAGCGAAUGUCAGCACGAUGUAGGUGCGUUAGGUUAAACGAAACGGCCAAGAAACGACUGAUGACCAACAACAUUGAGGAAAGUGGAAGAAAGGCUAGUUGGACAAUCCGACGGUAUCUAUCCGUUUAUCUGUUUACUAUGUGCCGUGUUCCUCAAAAUUGUGAUGGUUAUAUGAUCCCCGAUGCAAAUGGUUGAAUGAUGGAUUUCAAAUCUCAUGCAGCAACAUAAGAGGCAUGGACCUGUGCCGAUACUAUAGGCUUACAGGUCCGUGAUUGAGGUGGGCAGAGGCCGAGAAAGCCGAAAAUCCUGGGGAAGAGUUUAGUUCGUCUAAAAGCUGAUCUUCACACUGUAUUGCCACCUGUCAUGCCGGGCCUGUUGUGACUGGGCACUCCAGAAUGUUGUACUGGUGUUGCAUGAUGUGUAUCCCACCGCUAUUGUUUGAGUUAGGCUCUCUAUUGGUGAAAAUGGCCACGUUUCUAUCUGUAGUCAACACAUACUUUUAUCAUUUUGUUUUUAUUCUCACCAGAGACCAACUCCUUAUUCGAAGAGGAGUCCUUUGCGCCAAAACACGGAGUCCUUUUUUGCAUGUCACCACUCACUACAUGCACAAAGUAGGUCAAAAAAAUCACUUUUUUCAUUACCAAUACUUUUACUUGGAUUUGGCUUUGCAAUAUUAUUGGUAUCGGAGAGGAACAAGUCACUGCAUGAGCCAUCAGCAAUUGAGGGGUCCCUUAUUUCCAAACCCACCGUUAGUUUGUAAUGUAUAUACGGAAGAGAGAAGAUGUUAUCUGUUGUUAAGGAUCUUUUGUGAUUAUCACCAGUGAUUUGAAAUAAAUUAUUUUUCUGUCUAUUUUAAUCGGGGAUUA